Lactuca saligna is the source of this 1525-nucleotide messenger RNA. Lineage: Eukaryota; Viridiplantae; Streptophyta; Magnoliopsida; Asterales; Asteraceae. The record is from the annotation of a GenBank genome assembly.
AUGGCUGGAAGAUCUAGCUUCAAGACCUGCACAUCUAUGGCAGUUGAUGGUUACCAAGUCAAGGAUGUCCCCUUUUGCAAACACAAGGGGCAGAAAGGGAAAGAAAAAGACCAAAGAGUUCAUCAACCAGAAGUUGAUGCUGCAGCUUUAUCAAAAAAGAGAGCUUUAUUACCUGUAAAGAAACUCAGAAGCUCCCUUCUUGCAAAUAGCAAAUUACACAGAACUUUAUACGGAUUCAUUGUCUUUCAAGUUUCAUGGAAAGAUGUUCGUGGUAUCAAUUACUUAAAUGAACUUCAGACUGAUACAUCUCUUGCUAUAGAGGCUAAAUACAUGAAAAGAUGGGAAUUCGAUAGCAUAGCUCAAUCAGUUAAAUGCAUAAAUUCAUGGUUUCCAGGAACACCUAAUGAAAAAUCAAUCUUGGAAGAGCAUCUCAACUCUAUGCUAGGAGAUGAGUUUUAUGACGCCCCAAAAGAAUUCCAAGAAUACCCUUGUACAAAAGAUGAUGAAAAAACCUUACAAGGGGAAAAUCUUGAUAAAAAGGUAGAAACUUUAGAAAAUGAAACAAGUGAAGAAAUCCACACCCCUCCACCUUAUAAGAGAAGAAAACUAACAAAUUCAGCAGGAAUCGAUAUCGAGCUGAACCCAAAGCUGGACUUCCAUCAUGGUUGUCAUUGCCCUUGUGUGGUUGUUGAUGAUGACGAGGACUGUGAGAUCGUUUGUUUCGAUUGUUACACAACCGUUAUCUGUUCGUGGGAUUUGGUGGAAAAUCUAAUUGAAGCUGUUAUGCUUCCUGUGUGGUUCUUAUCUUCGGUUGUUUGGACAAUUGUAAUGAGUAUUAUGUACCCAAUAUUUUGGUUCAUUUGGGGGAUACUUUAUGCACCAAUAAGUCUCAUUCUUGGUGUAUCAAAUUUUGUGGGAUUUAUGUACAACCAAAUAUACGAUUUAUUUAGAGAAAUAUGGAUUCUCGUGAGUGAUAUAUUUAAAUUAGCUUCAAAUGCUGAGUCAGCAGUCCACACUUACGAGGUUUCCAUUUGGAGAUCCCUUUGGAACGACUUAUUUUCCCAGGUUUUCCGAGCUGUUCGGAGUAUUUUAAACGGGUUUGUUGCGUUCUUUGCAGCUUGCAAUAGACAUCGAUUGAGUAUAUAUAAUCAUUUACAUGAGUUGAUUCGAAGAGUUAAUCAGCCAAGUGAGAGAUUAGAGGGUGUGAAUGUGAACUCUAGCCAUGAAUCACAAGGAACUCGGUUACUUGGGGGAGAAAAACAGGAUAGGAGAAAGUGGAAGAAGAGUUAGAUGAUAGAUGCAAGAGAUGAGUAUAUAAAUAUAAUACUAACUAAGAAGUGUAUAAAGUACUAGUUAUGUUAUGAUGUUUAUAAUUAUAAGCUUAGUUCUUUUUGCUAACUAAAAAUUUUAAUUUAAUUUGUUUGAUUUGUUACUCGUAGAAUGUGAAUCAAGUUAAAGUAUUUUAUAUAUAAAUGGAUUGAAAUUGUGGGUUCAACAGGAAUAAAAGCAAAAAUAAAUAUGUGCU